Messenger RNA from Vicia faba (fava bean), 2463 nucleotides. NCBI's taxonomy places the organism in Eukaryota, Viridiplantae, Streptophyta, Magnoliopsida, Fabales, Fabaceae. The record is from the annotation of a GenBank genome assembly.
AUGGCACUGAAAAUCAACAAAUUCAAACUCACUCACUCUUUCUUCUUCUCCAAACUCCGUUAUUCUUCUUCUUCUUCUGCUCAAACUGCAGAUUCCAUUGUCUCCAUCUUCACCACCAAAGGACCCUCCGCUCCUGAACUCAACACCUUAUCACCUUCACUAACCCCUCACCUCGUCGAGUCCGUCCUCACGCGCCUCCGCAGCUGGCGCGUCGCCCAAAGCUUCUUCCACUGGGCUUCCAACCAACACCCUUAUAACCACACUUCCUUCACCUUCAACGCCAUCGCUUCUAUCCUCUCCCGUUCCCAUCAAACCCAACCUCUCAUUGACCUCGCCAAACACCUCCCUAACUCCUCAUGCUCCUUCACCCCUGCUGCUUUCUCCUUCUUCCUUCGCUGCCUCGGUAAUCUUCGCUUGGUUCGUGAAGCCAACCACGUGUUCGAUGAAAUGUCGCUUAAGGGUCUUUGUGUUCCAGAUCGUCUUUGCUACAACACUUUGUUGGAGGUUAUUUCGAAAUGUGGCUCGCUUCAUUUGAUGGAGACGAGGUUGAAUGAAAUGAAGGGUUUUGGUUGGGAGUUUGAUAAGUGCACAUUCAUACAUAUUCAUGUUACUUAUUGCAAUGCUGGUAGAUUUGAUCAGGCUUUGAGUGUUUAUGAGAAAAUGGAGGAGAAAGGUUGGGUUGAUGAACGUGUUUGUUCUAUGAUGGCGUUGCAUUUUUCUAAAUGGGGCAACGUUGAUAAGGCUUUUGAGUUGGUGGAGAGAAUGUGUGAACAUGGAAUGAGACUUACUGAGAAGACUUUUUGUGUUUUGAUUCAUGGGUUUGUCAAGGAGUCCCGGGUUGAUAAGGCACUCCAGAUGUUCGAUAAAAUGCACCGGGAGAAUGGUUUCACUCCUGAUGUUUCCUUGUAUGAUGUUCUCAUUGGAGGACUCUGCAAGAAUAAGGACAGUGGCAGGGCUUUGAGUUUGCUUUCCGAGAUGAAGGAAUAUGGGGUCAAGCCGGAUAUUGGAAUCUUUACGAAAUUGAUAUUAUCUUUUUCGGAUGAUAAAAGUAUGAUUUCCAAGCUACUAAAGGAAAUUCUGGAAGGGGAGGAAGAUGAAAAAACUCUUGUUUUGAUUUAUAAUGCUGUUUUGACUUGUUAUGUGAAUGAUGGGUCGAUGGAUGAAGCUUAUCUCCUUAUUCAAAUGAUGAGUCAUAGCAAAUCUAGUACUGAGGAUGAUGCAUCCCGGAUGGAUGCUUUCUCCAAGGUAACCAAGAGAUUGGUUUCACCCAACGUCACUUCCUUUAGCAUUGUGAUCGAUGGCUUACUGAAAAAAGAUCAGCUGGACCUUGCCCUUAGCCUCUUUAAUGAUAUGCGAAAAAUUGUUGGUAAACCAACUAUUUCUAUUUACAACAAUCUGAUUGACAGUCUCUGCAAAUCCAAUAGAUUGGGGGAGAGCUAUGAGCUCUUGAGAGAGAUGAGAGAAUUAGGGGUUGAACCAACUCAUUUCACUUACAACUCCAUUUAUGGAUGCAUGUGUAAAAGAAAGGAUGUCGCGGGAGCGCGCGAUAUGUUGAAGGAGAUGGGUGCGUGUGGGCAUGGACCAUGGAUAAAACACACCACCCUUCUUGUGAAAGAGCUAUGUAAUCACGGGAGGGUGAUGGAAGCAUGUGAGUUUCUUGAUAACAUGGUUCAGCAAGACUUCCUUCCUGAUAUAGUUUCGUAUUCUGCAGCAAUUGGUGGCUUGGUUAACAUUCAAGAAGUGGACCGUGCAAUGGAAAUAUUCAGGAAUUUGUGUUCUCGCGGCCACUGUCCGGAUGUGGUUUGUUUUAACGUGUUGAUAAGAGGGCUAUGCAAAGCCGAUAGAUUAGCAGAGGCUGGAAUUUUGUUCGAUGAGCUUGUUGAGAGGGGUCUUUCUCCCUCCGUUGUUACCUACAAUCUGUUUAUUGAUAGUUGGUGCAAAAAUGGUUCUGUUGAUAAAGCUAUGGCACUUCUAUUCAGAAUGUGUGAAGAAGAUAAGGAGCCUAGUGUUAUUACAUACACAACUUUGGUGGACGGAUUAUGCAAAGCAAAAAGGCCUGAUGAUGCUCUCUUGCUCUGGAAGGAGAUGGAAAAAAAAGGGUGCCCUCCAAAUCGAAUCGCUUUCAUAGCACUUAUUUAUGGUCUUUGCAGCUGCUGUAGGCCAACCGAAGCCCUUUGUUAUUUACGCGAGAUGGAACAAAAAGAAAUGAAACCAGACUCCUUCAUUUAUAUUGCAUUGCUAAGUGCUUAUUUGUCUGAUCUGAAUUUGACAUCUGCAUUUGAGGUUUUCAACGAGAUGGUUGAUUUAGGAUUUUUUCCAAAUCGCCUUGAUAAAAAUUACCCCGUUGCAGUAGAUGCAAUCCUAAAGUUUUGUAAGGAUCACAGAACAUCCUCAGCCAUCCAAGUUCUAAUGGAAGAGGGGAAGAUUCCAACACAAAGUGAACUGUUGGAAGUAAAAAAUUAA